AUGUCUCAGAGAAUUGGUCAUUCCGUCCUGGCCCUCACUAAGGUUUGGCAUCACGUCGAUGUCGCCACUGAAGAAAGAACAUUAGGUCGUUUGGCAGCCUCCAUAGCCCAAACCUUGAUUGGUAAGCACAAGCCAACUUACUCUCCUAAUAGAGAUCACGGUGAUUAUGUCGUCGUCACUAAUUGUUCUCAUUUGUACGUCACCGGUAAGAAAAUGCAACAGAAACACUACUGGUCCCACACUUCACGUCCGGGCUCCUUAAACUUGAUAUCGAUGGAAAGAAUGGUUGCUAAUAAAGGGUAUGGUGAAAUCUUACGAAGAGCAGUCAAAGGUAUGAUUCCAAAGAACAAACAUAGACUCGUCAGAAUGGACAGACUAAAAGUAUACGACGGUGAUGAGCAUCCUUACAAGGACAACUUGAUUGCGUUUGCUGACGAAGUUCCUGAAAUGUUGGCCAAGGCAAAGAAGUUGGAAGAAAAUGAAGCCACCAGAGCCGAACUCAGAAAGAAAUACCUUGGUCAAUAA
This is a messenger RNA of Spathaspora passalidarum NRRL Y-27907, 525 nucleotides long. Its product is annotated as mitochondrial 54S ribosomal protein uL13m. NCBI's taxonomy places the organism in Eukaryota, Fungi, Ascomycota, Pichiomycetes, Serinales, Debaryomycetaceae. Gene Ontology annotation, molecular function: mRNA binding; structural constituent of ribosome. The transcript has a single exon. Bases 1 to 525 code for a protein of 174 amino acids. Gene Ontology annotation, biological process: negative regulation of translation; translation. Gene Ontology annotation, cellular component: ribosome; mitochondrial large ribosomal subunit. The record is from RefSeq and is a predicted model, not a curated record.